GCGAUCUGCAGAGAGCGAGACAACAAAAGACAAAGUAACGCAGGGAAGUAGCGACAGGACAUGAGCGGGACUGCUUUACACACGACGGAUCGGUACUCAUUAUAUGUGGUAGGGAGAUUGGACGGACCAUUAGUGUUAGUGAUCAUAGAACUCCAGCUCCAUACCAGACUAUGCAUAGUUGAGGAGGCAGAGUGUGUCCGCCGCGCGCUGCAUGAGGCUAGGGGAACAAGACUUUGGAUUGGAAUAGAAGGAGGACGGAGGAUAAAAUACGUACUCCAAGUGACACCUUUCGAAGGGCGGUCUCGGAUAAGGGCAUGGUACGAGACGACCAGAGAGGCUGAGAGGUUGAAGAUAAGCGAAGCCAGGAAAGCUGGAGAGUUAGGGAGAGUUGUAACAGAUGGUGCAAUACUCAGGGUGUUAGCCGCUCACGACCGGUACUGGAAGGAAUCGAUAAAGACUUUAGAGGCGAUAGAGGAUGGUGGAGAUAAGGAGGACUUUGAAAUAUUUUAUAACAUAUUGGAGCGGUCGGCGAUGAGGUUACAAGUUUGGGACUGCGAUCUGUCUCAAAAUAGAGGUCCUGUCACGGAUGUACUGCAGAUCCAGAAAGGCACGGCCUUGUUGGCCGAUCCCGAAGGAGAGGUUUACUUAGACACAGGGAUUCUUGGGAUAGAGGGAGAGCACGAGAUCCGCGACCGGUACAGGAUACUAGAAGUGGUAAUCAAGGCGGUCGAGAACCGAGACCGCAGAGAUCGCGAGCCAUUUGCGCGAGGAAGGAGGCUGGAUGAUUACCCGCGAAGCCCUCGCUAUGAGGCCGGUCGGGGUAGAGGCGACUCCCGCGGCCGAUGGGAGACAGAUCACGGCCGACGAGAUGGAUAUAGGGAUGACAGAUACGAGAGAUCGGACCGAGAUGGAUAUAGAGACGACAGAUACGAGAGAUCGGAUCGAGACGGAUAUAGGGACGACAGAUACGAGAGGUCGGGUCGAGAUGGCUACAGAGGUGGUAGGUAUGAAAGAGGAGAUCGGGACUGGGAACGACGAGAUGGGUCGCGCGGACGGUUUGAGUGCGGGGAAGAUGCGAGAGAGCAGCGCGACGAGUCGCGGGGGUGGUACAACCGAGGGGACCGACGCGAUGAGUCACGAGGGCGAUAUGACUCGGGGGACCGCCGGAAUGAUUCACGAGGGCGGUAUGAGCAAGGAGGGUCUGGAGGAGACCGCCGCAACGAUUCGCGCGGUCGGAAUGAGAGAGGGGGAUAUGACGUCUCAUCAGAACUACAUCCCAAGUCGCCUGACCCCAAGGCACCCAGGAGUUCGAUCUCUACAAGCGCAGACGACAGACCAUCUACUCCCAGGAACUCAUGCGUCUACUGCAGAGGAGAAGAUCAUAUCAAGAGGGACUGCCCGGACCUCAAACGGGCAAUAGAUGAGGGACUUGUCGUGCUUGAUGACCGCAAGUACGUCAAGUGGGCAGAUGGUCUGGGAGAUGUAUCGAUGUUCUCUUCGAUGAAGGAGAAUGUCGAAGCAAGAAGAGUAAAGCCGAGUAAAGAAAAGGAGCCGGUCAUGAGCCAGAGCAUCAAGAUAACCUUUAAGGGGGAUAUGGCUACCACACCCAUAAAGGUGGCAGCCACCAAGUCGGCGAGAGGGUCUACAUCGAAGAAGACUGACACGGAUUACGUGAUGACGGAGAAGGACGGGCAGCGGGUCGAUGGAGAGGAGGUUAUCCUUUCGCCGCGAAAGAGGGGAGUGAAGAAGUUUUUAAUGAAGAGUUCGCUUGACGAGAUUGACACGGUCGAGCCAUUGAGGCGGGCCCUUCGGCAACCCAUGCAGUGCUCUAUUCUGAAGUAUCUGGCGGCAUCGAAGCCGGCUCGUGAUGAGUUACAGAUGAUCACGCGAAAGACUCGCAUACCUCUAUCGGAGGAGGGUCAGGGGGCCCCUAAGGCGGAAGCUUCUACAGUAGCAGUAACGGGGGUGACUGCGAGAGCGGAUCGCAUGGCGAUAGUCCUUCUCGAUGGAAUGGAAGGUGUGCCUCCAGACAAGUUUUAUAUACUUGGUAGCGGGGYCGUGGAGACGAUUAUAAACGAUGGAGCGAUACUCGAUGCUGUGAUCGAUAAUGACAGUGAGGCUGUCAUCAUAGACGAGGACCUGGCAGCACAGGUUGGACUGGGCCUCGAUAGGUCAUACCUAUUCAAGAUAGAGACGGCUGAUGGGAGAAAGCAACAGAUCACUGGGGUUUGUCACAAGGCAGCCAUARAGGUCCAAGGGGUACGAUUGACCCUGCCUGUCGUUGCAGUCAAGAACUGCAGCUCCGACCUGCUCUUGGGUCGAACGUGGUUGAGCCACGUGCAUGCAGUGACGAUAUAGCGACUUGAUGGGAGCCAUACAUUGUCCAUUAGGAAGCCAGAUGGGACGCGGGUAAUGAUUGAGACAGUGGAGCCUCGGGACCCGAGGAACAGAGCAGCUCUCGCUGUGGGUGCGAGACCCAGUGAUCAGAUUAAGUCGUUAYCUAUCUCCGGCCGCGUGGUGCGAUUUCGCGAGAAUAAAUAUGGACCACUGCU
Molecule: messenger RNA, 2552 nt
Organism: Chara braunii
Lineage: Eukaryota; Viridiplantae; Streptophyta; Charophyceae; Charales; Characeae
Source: the annotation of a GenBank genome assembly